Messenger RNA from Ectocarpus sp. CCAP 1310/34, 1701 nucleotides. The record is from the annotation of a GenBank genome assembly. Lineage: Eukaryota; Phaeophyceae; Ectocarpales; Ectocarpaceae.
AUGGCUAUCCUCCAAUUCAACACGCUAUUUAGGACGGAGGCAAUGGACGAGGCUGCAAAGAAUGGCCAUCUGGACGUGUUGGUGUGGCUGCACGAAAAUCGCCAAGAGGGGUGUACUGGAGGGGCGAUGGACAUGGCGAGCAGGCACGGACACCUCGAGGUGUUGAAGUUCUUGCACGAAAACCGCAGCGAGGGAUGCAGCACUCUGGCGGUCGAUUUCGCCGCGCACAACGGUCACACGGAGGUAAAGUUGUCUGUAUUUGGUCAGUACAAGGGCGCUUCGCGGACGACCGCUAUCGGCAGUCGCCGCUGCGCUGAUGUGGAAGGCGCGUACGGACGGCAACAUCGGUACGAUAGUGCCGCCGAUAGAUGUCGUAUGGAGAUGACAGCGAAAGUUAUUCGGCAAGGUACCUACACGGGUGACGACGGGUGAAGACGCGUACAGACGGCAGCUUGCCGCGGAUCGAUGCCGUAUGGAGAUGACAGCGAAAACUACACAAAAAAAAAGAAAACCGAAAAAGAAGGAGCGCACCUGCACACUACCGCCGAGGCGCGCGUAGUAAAGGAAGGGCGGUUGUGUUAAUUUCAUGUAUUCUGGCACCGGUGUACAGGCCUGUCGGUGUAUAUAUGUGUGAAGGUAGCGCUAGUAUGUAAGCCUAAGCCGCGGCAACCCGCGGCGGAAGAAGGUGGGUUUCUGUGCACUGCUACUGAGCACGGGCUGCACCAGCCCAAGGAAUGUUCCGAGAAAUCGUAUUCCAACAUGGAGACCACCGCUUAAUUUCGACCAAGCCGUGAUAAGCUCUACUUGAGUUGUAGUUUGCAGAUUGCCUGCGCACGACACAGGCCGCAACCCCUUCCCCCGCGUUUCGUUGGGAUCGACAUGGAGACAGACGCACUACUGCAGUAGAGUGCUUUGUGUGAUACCAUGCGGAGAUGUGGUUGCUCGGUUGCCGCGUGUGGCAAGGGUGAGGUGUACCAUGUCAGCGACUUGCCGAAUCUACAAAGAUUUGCCGAAUUCCUUUAAGAGAUGGUCUCUAGAGGUCUCACGGAACCGCGAAAAAAAAUGUGAAUGAAUGAAUCGAUGAUCGCUCUCAGUCCGAACGCCUGAACCACGCACGUUUUUGAGCCGAACGCCCGAGACACGAGAAAUCACCCCGUCGGCCGUCCUGCUCCACGUCAGAAGCCCUCCUCAAGUUUCAGCUUGAUUGGCGCUAUCUGCGUUGACGGUUGGAUUUGUUGGUGCCGGCACUCUCCAGCAUGAAACGCGAGCAUGCAGUAGGUGCUGCCGAAACCAAACUACUGCGAUCUCGAUCGAUAUGUGCCUAAACGUUGCCUAUCCUCCACCAAGUUGAAGCCUCGUUCAAUGUACAGCUGGAUUGACCAGUCCUUCGACGCUGUAAUAGCUUGUGCCUACCAUUUUUGCCUCCCAACGUGAGGUUCGGGCCACACCGCUGCAACCUCCCGAUGAGGGAAUAAUACCUUUCCCGCAGAUCGACGGUUUCAAAUAAUUUUUCGCGCGCGCGCAAAAGAUUUCGGAACAGAUACAUCAAUCCAUUGUAGUUUAUCCUGAUCUCGACGUGUGUGCCCCGCGAUAGACUAUUCGCCGCGUUUCGAGGGAACAAUAUUUUUUUUUGUACAUUCGCGCGCGCAUAGAGGAAUAGAAGCAGUGAUUUGUGUAGGCGUACUUGUGUAUCUCUAUCCU